AUGGCCUGGAGCAACCACAGCACCGCCGUCACAGAGUUCACUCUUACCGGACUCUCCGACGACCCCCUGAUCGCGGCUCUCCUCUUCGUGCUGUUCCUGGGGGUUUACCUUCUAACCAUGACCGGGAACCUGCUGCUGCUGCUGGUGAUCAGGGCUGACUCCCGCCUCCACACUCCCAUGUAUUUCUUCUUAAGCAACCUGUCCUUCGUGGAUCUCUGCUUCUCAAGCGUCACGGUACCGAAGCUGCUGAAGGACCUCCUGUGCGCGAAGAAAAGCAUCUCCGUCGAGGGCUGCCUGGCUCAGGUCUUCUUCGUGUUUUUUUCGUCUGGGACUGAAGCCUGCUUGCUCUCGGUCAUGGCUUAUGACCGCUAUGCUGCCAUCUGCCACCCAUUGCUCUACGGCCAGGUGAUGAGGAACGAGCUGUGCGUGAGGCUUGUGUUGCUCUCAUGGGGCGUGGCCUCUCUCAACACAACGGUCAUUGUGCUCUUGGCUGUGAACCUGGACUUCUGUGAGGCUCAAACCAUUCACCAUUACACCUGUGAGCUGCCUGCCCUUUUCCCCCUGUCCUGUUCGGAUAUCUCCAUCGCUGUCUAUGUUCUGCUUUGCUCCAGCUUACUGCAUGGACUGGGAACCUUUACCCUAAUCUUCUUCUCCUACGCCCGCAUUAUCUCCACCAUCUUGAGCAUCAGCUCCACCACCGGGAGGAGCAAAGCCUUCUCUACUUGCUCCUCCCACCUCGCUGCAGUAACCUUGUUCUUUGGGUCCGGAUUUCUUUGCUACCUCAUGCCCCCUUCUGGCUCUUCCCUCGAUUUGCUCCUGUCUUUGCAGUAUAGUACGGUCACGCCCAUGUUGAACCCCCUCAUCUACAGCCUGAAAAACAAGGAGGUGAAGGCGGCUGUGAGUAGGGCUCUGAGAAAAUAUCUGCUUUAG
This is a messenger RNA of Acomys russatus (golden spiny mouse), 930 nucleotides long. RefSeq names its product olfactory receptor 8S1-like. The transcript has a single exon. NCBI's taxonomy places the organism in Eukaryota, Metazoa, Chordata, Mammalia, Rodentia, Muridae. Gene Ontology annotation, molecular function: G protein-coupled receptor activity; olfactory receptor activity. Gene Ontology annotation, biological process: G protein-coupled receptor signaling pathway. Gene Ontology annotation, cellular component: membrane. The coding region runs from base 1 to 930 and encodes 309 amino acids. The record is from RefSeq and is a predicted model, not a curated record.